GCCAUUUUGGCUAAAGAAGAGUCGAACAAUCAGUAGAGAAGCAACAAACCUCGAAGUUACAGCCCACGAUCGGACUUCUAGUCCGUAAACACAUCAAGAAGAUAUGGAGGUAAUACAACUAGUUGUUUCGAGUGUUAUAUUUCCAUAUGCAGCCUUGUUUACAGUUGAAUUUUACGUAUCUAUUUUUUUGUUGUCGACGAGUUUUAUAAAUUUACCGUUUUAUCGGUGUAUACUGUUUCAGACGGACAAAAAAUCUCAAGAUCUUAAAGAAAAGCCAGCCAUCGAAGAAAAUGCCUUUGAAGCUCUUGAGAGAGAUUUUCAGGAGGUUUGUAUCGAGAGAAAAACUCGAUUUUUUUUGUCCCUGAGUCGAAGUUUUAAUGUAGCCAGUUCUACAAUGCAAGAAAAAAAGGUAAUUAAUUUCUUAUCUUUCACGUUUAUAGGUUCUCGGGGAACUCAUGGGAGAUAAGAGUCUUGAAAAGUUUCGCGUAGAAUAUGAAAAGUUGCACAGAGCAUUGAAAAAGUCCCACGAAAGUGAGAAACGUUUGAUGCAAAAAUGCAGAGAGUUAAAUGCAGAGAUUGUGGCGAACGCCUCGAAAGUUCAAACAGCUUUGAAGCUCUCUCAGGAAGAUCAGACCACGAUCGCCUCACUAAAAAAGGUAAACAUACGUAAAUAUGCAGGUAGCAGGAAAAAAAAUACAACAAAGAAGUUAAAAUAUCAUUUAACCGCUUGAUAAUUUUCACAAGUCUGCUGUAGCUCAAUAGUAGAGCAUUCGAAGUACUUACAGCAAGGUUGUUGGUUCGAUUCCCAUUUGGCAGCACUCAGAGAUAUUUUUUCCGAGUAUGUCGGUGUCAUUCACUCCCUAACGACAACUUUAGACUAGCAAGCAUAGAGCGAUACAAUAUCGUAAAAGAAAUAAAAUCGAUAGAAUGGAAAACAGAGUAUCUACACUACUCGUCACUAAAUUACUUAAGGUCUUGUGAAGACUACAUGUAGAUCAAUGGGGUCGUAAAAUUCAGACUAUACUCAAUUGGUCUGAUCAGAGCUGAUACCGUGAUUGGUUGGUUCUUCAACUCCUGUUUGCUUAAUUCAAUAAUAUAGUUAAUGUUGUCUAUGUUGUCAUGCACCUGUUAACCCUUUACAGUCCCAAACAUCAAUAUGCAUAUUCUCCAUGCUGUUCUCUAUACACUUCCCAAGUUGCUGACAAGGAUUAGCUUAAAGAACCAGAGCUUCUGUAGUUUUUGAUCAUUUUCAUUAUUCUUAUGACCUUAGUGCAUGAUUCAGGGGAGAUAUUGUAAGGAGAAAUUAGAUGCUAAUCACUCAUAGGGGUUUAGGGUUAAGUUAUAGAUCACAGAAGAUACCAAAAUGUGGGAAGAACAAAAAAGUAGCACACAAGGUGAAGCAGAGUGUGAUGCUGAUUUUCCUACCAGAUUUCCUUGUUUGUUUUUGUAAUAAUUAUUACUAUACAAACCUAUAGCAACUUGGAAUUUAUUUGUUUUAUAUGUUAUAAAAAACUAAAUGCUAUUGAUACAUAUAUGUGUCUGUCCUCCAAUAGAUCAUUAGUAAGAACCAAUCAGAAUGUGUAUAUAAAUUAGCUUAUUUUAUAACUGUUAGUGGAUCAUGAGUGUUAGGGUUAUAAGUGGAAUCAGAAUAAAAUGGGAUCAUUCUCGUUCUCCCAACUCCAAUUUGAUCUUGUUUAUGACUCUGCUAUAACUCUAAUGUUCAAUUUUCACAUGUUUGGGCAAUGCUAACUAUCACUCAGCCUCUGACUCAGUCAUUAGGGAUACCAAAUUUGAAGUUUUUUCCAAGAAGACAGCUAAAAAGCAUAUAAUAUAUUUGCUUCCUUUAGUUUACUUCAUAGCUAACAAGAGAAUGUUGUUAGGGCUUGGAUAAGGGAUUAGUUUGUCUUCAUUAAAUGUAAUGUUUGUAAUGUUUUACUUAAUUUUUUUUUGGUAUUUGUUAUUGUUGCUGUUUAUUUAGGAAAUAGAGAAGGCAUGGAAAAUGGUGGAUGCUGCUCAUGAUAAAGAACAGAGAGCAAGGGAGACAAUUCAGUCUUUGAAACUUGAAAUUGCAAAUCUCAGCAAACUUGUAGAGCAAGGAGCUGGUUUGACCAUGGGUCAGGAUCAUAGGUAAGAUUAAUAUGGAAAUUCCCCUCUUUACUGCAAUACUUUAUACAGCAAAUAAUUAAUAAGUAUAAAUAGGUAAAUCAGGUAAAGGUUCUUACCUUGAUCUUAUAGUCUGGUUUUCGUUAGCAAUGCAAGCACAAACACAAGCACAAAUGUAAGUACAACAGCUCACCAUGAAAACAGCCUUGAUGCAAGCACAAGCACAAGCAAAAGCAUAAAGAUAAAUAAAUUUUUCCUUUUUCUUGUGCUUUUCUUAAUAUUUGUUUUCAUUUGGCAUAUAAACCUUAUGCUUGCAUUUGUGCUUGGGUUGUCAAUGAAAACCAAGCUUAAAGGAGAGGGUUAGAAUUUUCAAAAGAGUACAAACCAUACAUUGUUCUAUGUGAUGGUCAAUUGAAAGAAUAUAACCUAAAAAGUAGCAAUGAUAUUUCACAGUAGUAAAGAUAAAUUGGAAUAGCCAGAUGCGUUAUCAUUUUAGUUCAGAUUUAGUGUGCUUGCACCACAUUAACACAUGGCUUAAUAUGAUUUACUUGGAAAAUCCUACUAGGUCUUGUAGCAUUGAGUCCACAGGCUCAUUACAUUUGUUUGAAUUUGUAGCUCUUGGGUAAAGCUCACUUUUCUCACUCAUAAUUACUGAUUUAUAAUUGUAUGACAAUAACUCAAAUGAGUGGCUUCAUCUCUUGAAGUGUGAAUGAGCUGCUUAAAAUCAAGGAUGAGUUGACAAAGGAAAGGGACGAUAAGCUAUCUGAAAUUUCUAAGGUAAGGGUUUUUUCUCUUUUACACAGCCUAAUAAGAUACAUAAAAAAAUUACUCAGUUCUGAUUGGUUAACAUAAAAUUAUGCAGUUUUCAGGUAAUUCAAUGCAGAAAAGGGUUAAUUCAAUGCUCGUGCAAUUUUCUUAGUCUUUGAAAAAAUUUAUUUGUGCUUGUUUAUUCCAGAGUGCAUGCCAAAUCAUGUGAUCACCUAUACUAAUUCUGAGACAGUCCAAAAUUUCCUUUGUAGCUCUAUCCUGGGAGAAAAAGGAGCGAAAGCAAGCAACCUUGCUCCAUCUGGAAACCACAAAACUGUUUAGAGUGCCCUUUUUAAUCAUGGCUUUUUUUGUUUUACAUAGUUGAGGGAAGAAUUGUCAGGUGCAACUACAAAACAACAGAAAGCUGAACAAGACAGAGAAGAGGCUGAGAUGAAGAUUGCAGAGGUGGGUUGAUUUAAAACAAUGAAUUUUUACAAGUCAGCAAUUUUCUUUCCUUAGAUUUCAACCAAGUAUACCAUGUUCAUGCAUUAAUUUAUUAUGUGCAGUCUAAUAAAUUUGCAAAGUUUAAGAAAAAUAAUUUUCUAAAUCCUUAGAAGUGAUGGAUCUGGAUGUCCUUUUGAAGUUGCAGAAUUUGUCCAACUUGGGUCCCUUAUAAAAUCCUUAUGUCUACUAAAUAUACUCAUGAAACUUGACAAAUUUAAUGAUAUUUGUAUGAUUAUCUGAGCCAAAGGGCUGAUUGAAAUGUAUUAGUGAAAAGUUGGAAGCAUGAUAUCCACUAAAGGGGUCCAUUAGGUUUUGAGAUUGAUCAAAGACAGGUUUUCAUUUUUACCUUUUAGAUAAAACCAUGUGUGAUUGUUGUUUCUCCUUCAGCUCAAGGAAGAUAUUCAGGUGCGAAGUAAUGAAGCCCAGCGAGAAGCUAGGAAAAAGGAGAAAAUUGAAAAGGAGUUGAAACAAGCAAAGAGUGAUUUGGAAACUAGAACUGCUGAACUGAAAACAAAGGCUGGGAAUCUUCAACGAGCACAGGAAGAUAUCACCAAGCUUGAACAGCAACUUAAAGAACAGAGGGUAAAUUUGUCUCUAGUUUAUAUUUAAUUGUUAUUUGUCAUAAAACUCUCAUAAUCUUGUGUCAAAAUUUGAGCAGUGAAAUACAAAAAGCCUUCCCUUAACAAGUAAUGGCUGAAAAGCUAGUGGACUUAGAUGAGACUUACUUAUGUUAUAUUAUUACUAGUUGUUGAUUAUAUUUUGCUUUGUUUUUUUAGAUCUUGAAUGAAAAAGCCAUGAAGGAUACAGACUUAUUGAAUGCUCGCCUUACAAAAGUCCAGCAAGACUAUGAUCAACAACUUCUUAGCUGUGAUCAGCUGGCCACAGAAAACACGCAGAAAGCUGCAGAGUUGAAGGCUAAGGAAGAUGAAAUUAAUGCACUGAAACAGGACACAGUACGACUUACAAAAAUGAGAGAAGCCAUCCAGAGGAAGCUGAGAACCAUCGAGGAUCAGAAAAUGGAGGUUGAGCAGCAGAAGGAAACUCUUAAAGGACAGAUUGCUGGCUUGGAAAAAGGUCCGAGGAAUGAUGGCUUGAUGGAUUUAGUGAUUUUGUUGGUUGAAACUAGACAGAUCUCAUAUAUAUAUAUCUAGCUUUCAUUUUUCCUCAGGUCUAAGUAGGCCUUAAAAAGCAAAGUCACAGCCUUAAUUAUGGCUUUUCUGUAGUUUGAGGGUCUAGCAAUACUGACAAGGUCAACUACAAAUUGCGGCUUUUUCCAAGUAUUAUCCUGUUGCAUAGGUUAUCUUUGUUGUGUGAUUAGCAUUAACCUGAGCUACAAGGCCAUUUUACAGUUGUGAACUUAGUUGUCAAGCCUUUGAUUUGGAGUGAGGCUGAAGGUGACCUUGUUGUGGUAGAGACCAGUAUCUAGUUAGCAUGAUGACAAAGUAAUUUGCAUUUGAAAAGCAGCAACUGAAGGUAAUUUUAUCAUAACAAGGUCAACCUUAGCCUCACUCCUGUCUAAAGGCUUGGCACACAACUGUAAAAUGGACUGAAGAAGCUUUUCAGGCUUUGAUCCCGUGUCUUCGAGACACUAGUUGGGUGCUGCUACCAACUGAGCUACGAAGCCACACGCUGGGAGCAGGGCACAUUUUAAAGGAUUCUUCUUUCUCGUGGAGGAAUCUGAUCAUAAUUUUCUUUCAUAAACGUUAUUUCAUUAAAAAUUAUGAUAAUUAUUGUGUAUUCACUCUUUUAGAUUUGUUCUUUUUUACUGUAUAAACCAUUCUAUUCUUUUGUCUCCAUCAGAACUUGAAUCAAGCAAAAAACAAGCCGAGGCGGAUAAAAAAGCGAUUGAUGAUCUCGUCCGUGAAAGGGACAUCCUUAACAAGGUACUUUACCCUUAAAAUCUGUCAAACCCUAAAUGUCAGGUUGUGAUUUUGAAUCACUGUUUGAUUUUUAAUUGAUAUUUGUUAUAUCUAAUAAUUGCAAAUCAUUUUUUAUUAUUAUUUUUAGAAUCUGUUGAAAGCAGCCGGUGCAACCCAGAAGCAACUUGGUCUUGUGCGGUUACACGAGCAAACCAAGAAGAACUUGGAGCAAGAGAUUCAGGUGGGAGCACUGUCAGAAACUCACUUUUGAAAUAUUUUCUGGUCUUUUUAGGAGGCCGUUGGUUUUUUUUUGUUUUUGUUUUUUUUUGUGUGUGUCAAACAUUCUCCAGUUGUAGUCAAGAUACUCAUGUUAGCUUUGUGAACUAAUAAUUUACAUGUUAAUGAUAUUAUGAAUUUUUUUCUUCUCAUUUUUGUGCCAGAAAAUUAACUUGUGAAAAAGGAAAUACCACAAUUUUCAACUUAAGCUGUGUUCGCUAUAGGACACGAAAAAUGUGUAACCAUACGUUCUUUACUGUUAUAGAACUACAAAGAUGAAGCUCAAAAACAGCGCAAGAUUAUCUAUCAACUGGAGAAGGAAAGAGAUCGAUACAUCAAUGAAGCAAGCGAGCUGACUCAGAAGGUUCUACAACACAUGGAGGAUGUCAAGGUCCGUGAGAUGCAGAUCUUCGAUUACAAAAAGAAAAUCGCCGAGGCUGAAACGAAAUUGAAACAACAACAGGUAUGUUUGUAGAGCAUACUAAGUUAAAGUUAACUACUGAUUUUUUUUAAUUUAAUAAAGUAACGCGAAAUUAUGACCUCGAAACCUUGUAAUUUUUUAAGGAAGUUGGGUUCUUCGUUAGAAAGAGUAAAUGAUAAUUGUUUUUUGUUUCACUGAAUUACUGUACUUAUUGAUAAAGAAUAUAUACUUGGCUUGUAAUUUGGUUUGUAUUUUGGAAAUUUGGUUUAAAUUUGUGAAUAAGUGGUGAUAACUACGGGUUAAGGGUAUUUUUUGUUUGUGCUAUGGAAAUGUUCAAGGUUCGCUUAUUCGUGUAACAUCUUCGGGUAAACUAAAGAAAUUAAGGAAAAGUUAGUCUGGAUGAUGUACUUUAAGUCUGCACCGAGCCUGGCAGUGCAAAACAACGAACUCCAAAUAUUUAUUUCUUACAGAAUCUCUACGAAGCCGUCCGUAGUGACCGUAACUUGUACAGCAAGAACCUGAUAGAGUCCCAGGACGAAAUCACCGAGAUGAAACGGAAACUGAAGAUCAUGAACCAUCAGAUCGACCAACUGAAGGAAGAGAUCAUGGCUAAAGAGGCCGCGCUGGUCAAGGAACAUCUGGAGCAUCAGAGGGUGGAGAAGGAGAAGGACGCACUCAAGGCUGAGCUGCAGAGGAUGAAGCAGCAAGCAGCUGAAUCCAAGGCUUAUAUCGAACAGCAGGAGGUUGAAGAGAGGAAGCUACUUAAGAUCAUCUCUGAAGCUGAUGCUGAAAGGCUCCGGCAGAAGAAGGAACUUGAUCAGGUGGGGCUCAUACACAGGCGUUAUUCGGGACUUAUUGUUUAGUCCCCAGUUAUGAUGGACACUACAUUGUUUGUUUUGUUUUGCUUUGUUUUCUUUAUUUUUUUUUCUCCUUACAAUGUUUAAACCCAUUUUACCUAAUUAUUUGAAACCUUGCAUUUCUUAUUCUAGGUAAUAAGCGAGAGAGACAUUUUGGGAACGCAGUUGGUCAGACGCAACGACGAACUGGCUCUACUGUACGAAAAGAUCAAAAUACAACAGUCAACUCUUAACAAAGGUGAGGCUAGUUGUGUUGUCCAUAAACAUUUCUGUCAAUAGUUUACUUCCUUCGUACUUAAAUGAGGUCUGAAACAUCGUAGAACAGGAUGUUACUUUCCCUUGUGGUUCAUCCAUCGGAGCCGAGGUCUUCAAAAGGCAACAACUUUUACCCGGGUGUAGAGUAAAACAUUGUUUUGGUAUAAUUGAUUUGUAUACAGUUUUUAUAUUUACUUUGUUUCCUACCCUUGCCUUACCCUUAGUUAACAACGGUUGACGUCUCGUAUUGUUUUACACAGGCGAAAUUCAGUACCGCCAGAGGUUGGAAGACAUCCGAUUGUUAAAACUUGAAAUUAAGAAACUUCGCCGCGAGAAAAACAUCCUUACAAAGAGUGUAGCGAACGUAGAAGAUUUAAGGUAAGGAUAUCUUUUCCCUUUUUCCUGGAAAUCGAUGAAUCAUGAGUGAGAAAUCUAAGGCGUUCGAAGAAACAUCUGUAGAAAACUUGAUGUUUGUAUGUUUUUGGUUUCGUUUAGGCGAGAGGUGUAUCAUACCCAGCGUGAGCUUCUCAGAGAACGAACCCGAUGCAAGGCUUUGGAAGAAGAACUCGAAAACCCGAUGAACAUUCACAGGUGGAGAAAACUUGAGGUAAUUUAAAGAUAGAGCACUUUUCAACUGUGUGUCGAAAACCGAAACCAAAGUAAUUACAACCGCCAAUCAGAAGAACGAAAAAAUAUCUUUUAAGAGCCAAUGAAAACUCAGAGUGAAAACAACCACACUGUCCAAAGCGCGGGAAAGCGCGGGCGACCAAGCCGUGAUUGAUUGAGAGAGUGUCGCAGUUUUCUGAACCAAUCACAGAGCGAAGUAAAGCAAAACCAAUGCAGAUCCUCGAUUACUUUCGAUAUUCAAUUGACGAUUGCUCUGUUGGUGAAUUUAGUUACAUUUGAAAGCAAGAUCAUUGAACAAUUACCUUUUAUUUCCACAGGGAAGUGAUCCGAGCACGUACGAAAUGAUUCAAAAAAUACAAACUCUACAAAGACGACUUAUACAGAAAACUGAAGAGGUUAGUCAGUGUAAUGUUAUUCUGUUGCGCGUGCAUCCUGAUACAUACUGAUGUUUAAUGGCGCUCUCUACGACGUGAUAAAGUGCUUUUUGGUAGAGUGUUAUACAAGUACAACGAAAGUGAACAUCUCGCCCAGUAAGAACAAAGAGAAGUAUCGCAGAGAACCAGUUAACCAGAGUUAAAACAAGUUAACUGUCUGAAACGCUGAAAAGUGUAAUUGGUUUUAAUUUUGCAUCUGGUUGAUUUAGAGACUGGCACAUCUUUUAUACUCGACCAACGACAUAGUGAACUAAAACAAAUAAAUGUUCUACUGAGUUGUGUUUGAAAGCCAAAUAAAAUUUCCGCGGAUUUGGCGCGAAAAGCAACUUCCUCUCUCGACCCUUCUGAAAACAAACAGCUAUUUCUUAGGAGUUCAUUGGCUUUUGCACCUCUCCGAAACGAAAGCCCUACAGCUAGAUAUUUCACCCCUGGACUUGUUACCUAAGAUUUUACAUGAUGCUAAAAUACUUGCUAAAUCUUCUCAGGUGGUGGAAAAAGAACUCCUUAUCCAAGAAAAAGAGAAGUUGUACAUGGAAUUAAAACAAAUCCUAGCUCGUCAGCCCGGGCCAGAAGUGGCUGAACAACUCAGUAUUUACCAACAAACACUCAAAGAGAAAACAAAGCAGAUGAAAGGAAUGUCAUCUGAACUGAACAUGUACGAGGCACAAGUGAAAGAAUAUAAAUACGAGAUCGAAAGACUAGCUAAAGAACUACAGGAAGUCAAGAAAAAGUUUUACAUGCAGAAAAGAAAAGAACAACAAGCGAGGUAAUAGCAUUUGUUAUUUGACUGUUACAGUGUGUUUCAAAAGACCGCAAAAAACUGUUAGAGGAGAAAUUUUCAAAAAAAGUGAGAGCAAAUUCCAGCUAAAAAAUAUUUUUAAUGCUUGGACGAACCACUUUUCUAAGAUUCCAUCAAAACAACUGGGCGAACAAACAAGGCUGCAUGUUGACGCCGAACGAGAGCUCUGGAGUGUUAGAAAAGUGGUAGUCCACCCAUUAAUUUUUUUUUAAAUUAUUCCUCCAACAGUUUUUUGCGGUCUUUGGUAGAAGAUGCAAUUUUGAUCUGCUUAAUUGCAGCAGCUUUUUUGCAUAGAUCAAACAGUUGUGUUUUUUUUCCUUUGCCGCCAUCACUUCACUGAAUACCUCUCUAACAAAUAGUUUUUCACUCUCCCAUAUUGAAUUUCGAGAGACUUUUGCUCAUUUUCGCUACCACGGCACUUUAUUCUUUAUGCCGAUGAGAGCGACUUCGCACUUAGCCUCGUCCUCAAGCCGUAAUUUCGGUACCAGAUCACUGAAACGAGAGAACUAGGAAGUGGCCUAUUGAGUCUCGUAAACGAAGAUCUGGGAAAGCUCAAUGACCCAUUAGAGAAACGGCAGUAAUCACAAGGAGCUAGUGAGAAAUCAUGGCCAAAAAAGCAAACAAACAAACAGUCUGAAGCGCAGGAAAACGUGAACAACUAGGCGAUUGGUUUUGGUUUUGUAUCUCAUUAUUAAAGAAGAUAGCGCGAGUUUUCACAGAGCUGUUGAGAAGCUCCUGUACUUUAGCUACCCCUCCCUUACUGUUCCCUUUUUGUUCCGCACUGCUGCUCUUACGUCUCGACAGUUUGAGUGUUUAAUUGGAAGAAACCCGUCAAACAAUAGCAUGCAAGGGUGGAAAAUCGCUAUAAAGGCGAGUUAGAGUAAAACGAAAAAGUGACAAAUUAUGUAAUGACCUAUUCAGCUUACAAUUUCCAAGAUGUGAAGCCCUCUGGUUUCGAGCCAGCAAGCGAUGCGAAUGCGAGGUCUGCGAGGGUUUAGAAACCUCUACCAUACGUCUCGCACGCACGCCUCGCUCGCUGGCUCAAAUCUCGAAGGCUUCACUACUGAUGUCGUAACGCUUCGGGACCCUAUUUGCAGGCUUUCUCACUCGUGCCUUGAAUUCAUUCUAAAACUGUGUCAUGUUGUCAUUUCAGGGAAAGAGACAGAGCUUACCAACAGGCCACUGGACCCGCUUUCUCUCCACAAAGAACGGAUGGACCAAGGUUCACUGGUGGUGGUUUUAAUCUGAAGCCUCCUGCGAAGGCCGUAGCAUAAAUAAUCGACAUUUUAUCUGUGAAUAGUGCAAAUAGACUUUCUGGAGUUGUAUAUAACACUUUAAAAAUAACCAUGUCAAAACUUAAAUCUAAAGCACGCAGAUCGAGUGCAAUACACAACUAGCGUCUUGGAGUAUAACACGUUUGUUUGAGAACUGUGGAUGCCUCAAGACUUUUAAGAACACCGAUUCAGGUUAUGCGCAUAUUGUGUCUACUAUGUUUUAAUUGGUUUAUUACUUUUUUUUAUUUCCUGCAUUUAAAAAAGUACAAACAUGGUUUGGGUGAAUAUAUUUUAGAACAAAGCCUC
Pocillopora meandrina is the source of this 10462-nucleotide messenger RNA. The record is from the annotation of a GenBank genome assembly. Lineage: Eukaryota; Metazoa; Cnidaria; Anthozoa; Scleractinia; Pocilloporidae.